Messenger RNA from Vollenhovia emeryi, 1796 nucleotides. Its product is annotated as U3 small nucleolar RNA-associated protein 15 homolog. The transcript is spliced from 5 exons. The coding region runs from base 90 to 1664 and encodes 524 amino acids. Gene Ontology annotation, biological process: positive regulation of transcription by RNA polymerase I; rRNA processing. Gene Ontology annotation, molecular function: protein binding. NCBI's taxonomy places the organism in Eukaryota, Metazoa, Arthropoda, Insecta, Hymenoptera, Formicidae. The record is from RefSeq and is a predicted model, not a curated record. Gene Ontology annotation, cellular component: nucleolus.
CAUUCGUUCCGCGCCGCGAGGAUUGCGAUAAAUGCCGGGGGCUGGGACGCUGGGGUUGUUCUCACAGAAUCUCCGAGUAAUCGCGGGACAUGACGUCGUUCAAGAAGAUAAAUACCAAGGCGUUCGCCAGGACGGGACCGGAGUUGACCGAGGAUAAUAUAUAUUGGAAGAAAUACACGCCUCCAGUUUUGAUAAAAGAAUUUGGCCCGAUCGACUACAUCGACUUCUCGCCGGUAGAGCCGCAUUACUUCGCGAUAACCUGCUCGGUACGGGUGCAGCUGUACAAUCCCAUCACCAAGUUGGUCACCAAGACUUACAGCAGGUUCAAGGAGGCCGCGUACGGCGGUUGCUUCCGCCGAGAUGGCAAGCUGCUGUGCGUCGGCGGAGAGGAGGCGGUGGUCAGACUCUUUAACAUCGGUUCCAACAGCAUGCUGCGGAUCUUCUCCGGGCACAAGGCCGCGGUGCACCGAGUGUCCUUCACGGCCGACGAUCUUCACGUCGCCUCGUUCUCGGACGACAAGACCGUGGCGCUGUGGGACAUCCCCAGCGAGAAGCAGCUGAUAAGCUUCAACGAGCACACGGAUUAUGUCAGAGCCGGCGCGGUGAGCCCCGUGUCCACCGACGUGCUACUGUCCGGCGGGUACGACAAGAUUGUAAAUAUGUACGACGCCAGAACGAAUAAGAAGAUACUGAGCGUUAAUCAUGACGCGCCGGUGGAGAGUCUGCUCUUCCUGCCAACUGGAGGAAUAUUCCUGUCUGCGGGUGGGACUGAUAUCAAAGUAUGGGACGCUCUCGCGGGUGGCAAGUUGCUCGCGAAAAUCACGCAACAUCACAAGACUGUGACUUGCCUGAAAAUCGCUUCUAACGGUCAUAGAAUACUGUCUGGUUCGUUGGACAGGCACGUUAAGGUUUACGAUGCUGGAACGUAUAAAACCCUUCAUUCUUUGGACUAUCCCAAUGCGGUUCUCAGCAUAGGAAUUAGUGCAGGCGACGAAACCGUCGUAGCCGGUAUGGUAGAUGGUAUGAUUUCCGUCAGGAGACGCGAGGAAGAUGUAAAGGAUGUGAUAAAACCGAAACGCAAGAGGAUGUCGUACAGACACGCGGGCGAAAAUCUGCACGUGCGGAGUAUUGACGUGGUCGUGCAGCAAGACGUCAAAGAGAUAAUGAGCAAACAUGACACCUGCUUGCGAAACUUUCAAUAUAGUAAAGCGCUGGACUGUGUCAUGAUGAAUUAUGUGGUCAAUAAAAUGCCGCAUGUCACCGUAGCACUUACGCAGGAGCUCAUCAGGCGCGAGGGCUUGAGGCGAGCCUUGGCCGGUAGAAACGGCAAGUCGUUGGUUAACAUUAUUAAAUUCUUAAACAAAUACAUCGGCAACAUACGUUUUGGAAGGGUACUGUUGCACGUAGCGAACGUGUUGAUGGAUGUGUACGAGGACCAUUUAGACGAACUGUCGGAGGAGACACGAAAAACGUUUGCUAUACUAUCGCAAAAGUUACAGGAGGAAGAGCGGUUAAUUCUAACCCUGACGCAAUUGCAGGGUUCAAUGCAAAUGAUAUUGUCUGGCGCCGAAGUGUCUUCUUUGCCUGCCAUAAAAGAGAAUCAAAGCUUGGAACCAUCAAACGCCGCUCAAACGGAACGUGAUAUUAUUUUAAAUAUAGCUUAGAUAUUAUAAAGAAUAUAGAUUAAAUUUAGUUUAACUUAUGCAAAAUAUUAUCCAAUUGUAUAAUUUUUGUAAAAUACUUUCCUGUACAUAACUUUACACUACAUUAAUAUCAAAUUUCUCGAAGUAAAGCAA